Molecule: messenger RNA, 1300 nt
Organism: Dermatophagoides farinae (American house dust mite)
Lineage: Eukaryota; Metazoa; Arthropoda; Arachnida; Sarcoptiformes; Pyroglyphidae
Molecular function (GO): zinc ion binding
Source: RefSeq, a predicted model, not a curated record
GGCAGCCCAAACAAUCAUGAUAAAUAAUGAUAAAAAUCAAAUUGAUCAAAAUGAUCUUGAACGUAUAUUUCGGAAACGAUUAUGUCGUAUUUGUCGUGGCAGUAAUGUGGAUGUCGAUAAAUUUAUAACCGCUUGCAAAUGCCUCGGUCCAUUUGCCUAUGUACACCAGAAAUGUUUCGAAUGUUGGCUAGAGAUAACUCGACAACAGAAAUGUGAUAUUUGCCGUUAUGAUUUUCAAGUUACAUUACAUAAUCGAAGUUUUUUCGAAUGGAUACAUUAUCAAACAACGACUGCAAAUGAUAGUGAAUACCUUCGAUCAUUCAUUCAAUUAUUUACACGUUUACAUAAUGUCAUUUUCAUAUCAUUGAUUGGCAUCGUUAUAAUCGUUUGUUAUAAUAAUAAUGAUGAUGAUGAAUGUCUAAAUCCACAACAAUCUCCACAACAAUCGGCAACAAAUAUUUUAAAUGAUGUUGAUACACGUCAAACGAUUUGGUAUUCAUUGUUGGUUGUUUUCAUACCAAACAUUCGUAUAUCGGUAAUAUCCUUAUCAAUGAUAUGGUUUGCAGCACGGAUAUGGAAUGAAUUUCGUCAAUGGCAACAACGAAAUCAACGUGUUCAGAUUUCACCAUUUAUCAAUUCGACCAUGAAUGUUGGUAGCCAGAAUCCGCGUGAUUAUGGCAUACUCAAUUCAUUUGUACGUGUUUCAGGUCUGAAACAUGUUGGAAAAUAUCUGCGGUUAACAUCGAAUAUUUCGUCGAACAAUUUAUCCGACAAUAAUAAUGAUAACAAAAAAGACAAUUGAUUGAAUUUUUCGCUCUUUAUUGACUAUUAAUUACUCUAUUCAAAUUUAGAAUGAAGAAAUUUUAAUUUCUAUGCAUGUGUCUGAGAAUUUUGUGUCUUGUUAAUUUGGAUGAUUUAUUUUUCCAAAGGUGUGCAAUAAAAUAUGUGUGUGUUUAUUUUAAUGUUAAUGUUAAUUUUAAUUUAUUUUAUAGUUGGACUAUUGUUUUUGCGAAAUUUUAUUCCAACACCGGGUUUCCAUCUAUUUAAUUUUAUGAAAAAUAAAUAGGCAAUAAAUGCAACAAGGAUAACCAAAAUCCAAGGCCUCAUCUUUUUCGCUUAUUUAUGGCGUCGUUAUUACCCAAUAAAUUGAGACUUGUAUUUUUUUCUAUAGAAGUUCAAUCGAGUUGGUGAUUCAUUAAAAUCAAAUCGUCUUGUUCAAUAUGAAACAUAUAACCUUAUUAUUAUUACAUGCUUUAAUCUAAUGAAAUUCAAAAUCAAAAUUGUCCAAGCGAAACAAAAA